UUCUCUGCAACGAUGUAUCUCCUAGCCAAAGGACUCAUCCGACCAUCCACUUCGCCGUACGGUGCCCAAGUACUCUUCACACCGAAACCGGACGGAAGCCUGCGCAUGUGCAUCGACUACCGAGCUCUUAACAAGCAGACCAUCAAGAAUAAAUAUCCGAUACCGCGAAUCGAUGACCUGCUUGACCAGCUUCGGGGAGCUACGGUAUUUUCCAAACUAGAUCUGCGGUCCGGAUACUGGCAGAUACGCAUGGCGGACAACUCUAUCCACAAAACUGCUUUCCGAACUCGGUAUGGAUCGUACGAGUAUUUGGUAAUACCAUUCAGACUCACCAACGCACCGGCAACGUUCCAAGCCGAAAUGAACCACAUUCUACGACCACUUUUGGAUGAGUGCGUGGUGGUGUACCUGGACGACAUACUCAUCUACUCGCGCGACAUGAAGCAGCACGUCGAACACCUGCGACGCGUCUUCGAAAUUCUUCGACGAGAACGAUUCUACGUCAAACUGUCCAAGAGCGAAUUCGCCCUUGAAAAGGUCCAGUUCUUAGGACACAUGGUGAGCGCUCAAGGAGUUCACGUCGACCCCAAGAAAAUCGAGCCGUACGCACGCUUCGCUAAUUACUACAACAGGUUCGUGCCACAGUAUGCAAAAAUCGCAGCACCACUCACGAAUCUGCUGAAGAAGAACACGCCCUACAAAUGGGAGCCGAAGCACCAGGAAGCCGUGGAGCAGCUGAAGCAAGCACUUACGUCCGCACCGGUACUCAUUUUGCCAGAUCCCGAACGCGACUACGUCAUCGAAGCUGACGCCAGUGACCAAGCAGUGGGAGCAGUCUUG
Molecule: messenger RNA, 840 nt
Organism: Closterium sp. NIES-67
Lineage: Eukaryota; Viridiplantae; Streptophyta; Zygnematophyceae; Desmidiales; Closteriaceae
Source: the annotation of a GenBank genome assembly